CGAAUCCAUAUCUGGAAAAGAAAAAAGGAGAGGGGAAAAGCACCCUCGCUCGCAUGGGCCUCCUGGUCCAGCUCCCCAACCUCGCCGGCGUCCGGCGCCCGGCCGCCGCCGCCGCCUUCCCCCAGAGCUGCCGCGGCGGUCGCCUCACGGUAUCCGCCGCGGCGCCCGGCGGCCGCGUAAAGGAGGAAGAGGCCAAGGGGGCGGGGAAGAAGGAGAAGAUUGUGAUUAGAGUCUCCGACCCGGUGCGGGAGAGGAGGCUCCCGCCGCCGCUGUUCUCCGCACCGGACGAGCCGUCGGAGCGCCCACCGGGUCCGAAGGAGGGAGGGGGACGGGGUGACCAGGACGGCGAGGAGGCUAAGAAGCAGUACUACGUGAACAUGGGGGACGCCAUCCGCACGCUGCGGGAGGAGCUCCCCGUCGUGUUCUACCGGGAACCCAGCUUCGACAUCUACAGAGAUGAUAUUGUCUUAAAAGAUCCUCUCAAUAAUUUCAAGGGCAUUGUUAAUUACAAAAGAAUAUUUUGGGCACUGCGGUUUACCGGCCAAAUUUUCUUCAAGGCGGUGUGGAUUGACAUUGUCAGCAUAUGGCAGCCUGUUGAUAAUGUAAUCAUGAUUCGAUGGAUUGUCCAUGGCAUCCCUAGAGUUCCAUGGGAGGGCAAUGGCCGCUUUGACGGCACCUCUGAGUAUAAGUUGGAUAAGAAUGGGAAGAUCUAUGAGCAUAAGGUGGACAAUAUUGCCAGGAAUUCACCAACAAAGUUCAAGAUCUUGCCUGUUGUUGAGCUCAUAAGAUCACUUGGAUGUCCAUCUACUCCGAAGCCAACAUAUUUUGAGACAUCAUGUCUAUCUUUGAUUCACUGCCGUUAUUUUGGCUGAGUUUGACUUGGAUGAGAUGUAACUGAUGCUAGAAAAUUUAGCAAACGAGCAAAGGUUAAGGUCCGACCUGAUGUCUCCAAAUUUUGCCGGUAAUGCACUUCAUCUACUUACCAAAAUGAGCAGCAGUUAAUUGUAAAAGCCAUGUAUUUGUACAGCGAUAGUCCUUAAUUUAGAAAUAGCUAUAGUAGUUCCUCUUGCCCAA
This is a messenger RNA of Setaria italica (foxtail millet), 1074 nucleotides long. RefSeq lists its product as uncharacterized. The transcript has 2 exons. NCBI's taxonomy places the organism in Eukaryota, Viridiplantae, Streptophyta, Magnoliopsida, Poales, Poaceae. The record is from RefSeq and is a predicted model, not a curated record. The coding region runs from base 54 to 872 and encodes 272 amino acids.